UAAGGUGUCGACGGGUAGUGCCAGACACACACAGUUGACCAGCUCCCUCGCACCAACCAGUCCUCCUCACCUUUCAUCCAGCACCUACUACUGCAGCGCACCAUGAAGCUCGUAUUGUUAGCAGCGUUCAGCGUGGCGUGUGUGACUGCUCGUCCUCAACCUGAAGGACCCGCCCAGACCUCCCCCUACGCCACACCAGUGCCCAUCCUGCUUGAUGAACGCAUUCCCAUCGACUCCUACGGUGGAUACGGCUUCAAGUUCCAGACUGGCGACGGAUUAUCCUGGGCUGAAACCGCGUCACCCCAAGGCCCCGAUAACCAAAUCGGCCGCAUCGGUCAGUACAGGUUCACACACCCCGAUGGCACUCCCCACCUGCUGACCUACACCGCUGGCGUGGGCGGUUUCUUGCCCAUCUCUGACCUCAUCCCCACACCUCACCCCCUCGAGCCCUGGCAUAUAGAACAGAUCGAGUUCGCUGAACGAGAGAAGGCGGCAGCAGCGGGACCCACGAAAUAUGAAUGAUGCUCUGAUGUGUGUUGACGACCGUGAUUAUUGUGUUAUAUUAUAUUUUCUACAUUGUUUGUGUACGUUAUCAUGUUUACCUUAAUAAAUACAUAAGAAGAGA
This is a messenger RNA of Homarus americanus (American lobster), 625 nucleotides long. Its product is annotated as cuticle protein AM1199-like. NCBI's taxonomy places the organism in Eukaryota, Metazoa, Arthropoda, Malacostraca, Decapoda, Nephropidae. The record is from RefSeq and is a predicted model, not a curated record. Bases 103 to 522 code for a protein of 139 amino acids. The transcript is spliced from 5 exons.